AUGGACGUCUUCGAUAAUCACGAAGACAGUUCUGAAUCCUCGAUCUCCCUUGCCUCGUCUGUCUUUACACAUGACCCUGACUUUUCGCCUUAUGGCUCGUAUGUUGUCGAAUCUGACGUCCCCGAUGAUAUGGAUGUGGACAUGGAUGAUGACGUCCAACAUCAGCAGCACUAUGGUCCUCCCACGUAUGAGUCCUUGAUACUCGAGAAUACUACCGUCCGUUCUGAUGCCUGCACAGCAGCAACAAUCGGGUCGUCGUCGGUCGUCUCCGCCUCCGAGACAAGAUGUCCCACUCCGGGAUCCGUCUCGGCCUCAGCUCCGGCAGCCGAUCUUCAAGUCCAGGAACCCCGGCCUUCAGACUCGUCGAUGACCAGUCCCGAUCCCGUCUCGCACGUGGUCGGCCGUGCUUCUGAUAUCCCCACCAGCGUUGAUUCCAUGUUCAACUACGGAUACGCCUUUGUCGUCCAAGAUGAUCAAGGACUAUGCGGCAUCGGAGCGUGGGUUGACAUUGCGACGAGUCCAUUUGUUGCCAAGAAGAAGCGGAUUACUCCGCGACAGUAG
Messenger RNA from Fusarium venenatum, 561 nucleotides. RefSeq lists its product as uncharacterized. NCBI's taxonomy places the organism in Eukaryota, Fungi, Ascomycota, Sordariomycetes, Hypocreales, Nectriaceae. The record is from RefSeq and is a predicted model, not a curated record.